Messenger RNA from Entelurus aequoreus (snake pipefish), 2369 nucleotides. It is a transcript of the gene dcst1, whose product is annotated as DC-STAMP domain containing 1. Bases 314 to 2149 code for a protein of 611 amino acids. The transcript is spliced from 17 exons. Lineage: Eukaryota; Metazoa; Chordata; Actinopteri; Syngnathiformes; Syngnathidae. Gene Ontology annotation, cellular component: membrane. The record is from RefSeq and is a predicted model, not a curated record.
ACCAUGAUGCUGCCGCGCAUGUCCGCCGACAGUCCCAUCCCGAAGGCCGCCACCGCUGCCACGCCCAGCGUGCUGUAGACGCACGGCCACAGCGACUGCUUCUGCAGGGAGAGCACCAUGGCGCCGUACGCCGUCGCCAUGAGCAAGCCGGACGCAAACCCCAGCAGGCUCCAGCCUGCCUCCAUCAGGUGGCUUCUGACCUUCCAUCGCCGCAAGUGAGAGCAUAGCGCUGACCUUUGAGGGAGGGCACGUGAAUGCGCAUUUAGCACCCCCUGGUGGCCAUUGGACGGACUCAAGGAUCGCGUGGACCAUCAUGACCAGUGACACCGCCCCAUCUAGGCCUCGCAGCACUGUUGAGCACGUGAUCAGGAGCGUCCUCCCGAUUGGUUGCCAUCGCUUCCUCCUCGGCCGCGCGGAGGAGGCGGGGCCGGUCCACGUCAUCCUCAGGGGCGUGUUUGGCGCGCUGAGCGGCUCAGCCAUUUUUCUGGGUGUGGCGCAGAGCCUCCCGCUGACCUUUCACCUCAAACUGGCCAUGGGAUGCGUUUCCGCUGGGCUGUGUCUUGUGGGCGGGGCCGUGUCGUCGUCCUUCAGGUGCUCAGUCCUGCUGGUGUUUCCCAGCAUGCUCGGCUCCCGGGGUCGGGCCUACCUCAUGCUGCUCAUCGUCACAAUGCUCUACUCAGGUCCGGUGUCCAACAUUGAGAGGAACGUUCAGGCAGCUGCAGAGAGUCUGAGCUGCAACUUGGACCUGCAGCUCCACAAAAGCAAGUUGCUAUGGAGAGACGCCGUCAAACCUUUUCUCACGCUGGCCCAGGAAGUCGCGGAGGACGAGGCGGAGUUGCAGUCGGAGGCCCUGGAUGCCGACAAGAAGUUCCGGGUCAUCCAGGACCAGGUGGCCCAUCAGUACGGCUACGAUCCGCUGAAAAGCGAAGACGACGCCAGCAGGAGCACGCAAGAGCAGUUCGUCACCCAGACCAUGAUGCAGUGCGACAAUAUGGUCAACCAGGGCGUCCAGCGCUGUGCCGAUUGGUUCGGUCUGAAGUGGGCGGAGUGCAUGGAGGCCGUCCACGUGCCCGUCAUCAACCACAUCCUGUGCGUGCCCAUGAAGUUCCACUUCCUGUGUGACAUCAUGAGAGUGAUGACGCCGUGGUGCAAGGAGCACGUUCCUGUGGAGGGAAACUUUGGACGCCUCUUUGACCGCCUCAACGACUCCAUGGACCUUCUAACGCGGGAGUUCAGCACCGACCUGGUCAUGCAGGAGCAGGAACAGGACGUGUUUGAGGGACAGAUCCUGGAUCAGGAGUUCACACAAUCCGUGCAAAGUUCUUUCCAAAAAGUGACAACUCGGAUGCAACAACUGCUGGACCUCCUUCACCUGCUCAUGUCCUUCACCUUCAUCACCUUCUUCACACAGUCGCUUGGUUACACACGUGAGUUCCGAGGAGACAUCUAUUUUGACAACAUGUACAUCACAACAUAUUUCAAAAACAUAGACAGCCGCAGGAAGACAAGGGGUAAACGUUGUUUGUUGCCUCUCAGUUCGACUGACCGAAAAAAGUUUGUUGACCCCUGGAGUCCCAGAAUUCACCCUGAAGAAGUCAAACAAGUGUUAUCAGGUGUGCUGCAGGUGCUGUGUUUGCUGGUGGUGGGUGUGGUCCUGCUGAGUGUGGAUUGGUCCGUGGUUCGUGUUCUGGAUGUGGUCAGCAGACACACUCAGACCCAAUUCAACUUCACCAGCAGCCAUCAUGUGGACAUCCAGGUAGGCGGAGACUCUAUGAUGGCCCGCCUCCUAAGGAAGACGGUGGAGGCGUUUAACAGCUCGUCCAGUGUCCACAUCAUCACGGACAACCGUCGUAGGGUGCGCGACUCCGCCGUCCUUCCUCCCCGCCAGUGCGUAUGUCAGCUGUGUUUGUUGCAUCCUGCUGGCGGCACUCCUAAGCUGCAUGCAGGUGUACACCAAUCGCAUCCGCAGGGUCAUCGCCGCCUUCUUCCACCCCAAGAGGGAGAAAAGACGGGUGUUGUUUCUAUACAACGUCACCCUGUACGGACACAAGUCAGACACACAGUCGGCGCCGAGCAGCAUAAAGGUGUUGGACUGUUUCACCGCAUGCACUCGUGCGUGUGCAGGGCGGCAGGAAGCGUCUCGCUCUGAGGGAGGUGAAAGGUCAAAGUAGUUCUGUCCUCUCAACACGGGCAGCCGAGGGCGCUGUCUGCGCAUUUUCACCUCCACAAGCUUUUUAAUAGAACAUUUCCAUAAAUCAAUCAGUUGUAUUUAUUUGGAACACGUGAAAAACAUUUAACAAUUCAAAAAGUUCAAAAAGGAGUGAACGCAUGCGGGGGCUAUUUUGAUAUGUUUCCAUUUCAAGGCCAAU